Messenger RNA from Prunus armeniaca (apricot), 927 nucleotides. NCBI's taxonomy places the organism in Eukaryota, Viridiplantae, Streptophyta, Magnoliopsida, Rosales, Rosaceae. The record is from the annotation of a GenBank genome assembly.
AUGUUGGCCCCACCACCUCUCACCACCGCACCGGCCACCGCCGCCGAACAUGGUGGAACCUCCUAUCAAGGUGGGCUUGUUACCACCGUCGACUUAGGCUCGGUCUUGGAGCAACUUCAAGCGUUCCCUCCAUUGCCUCCACGCUCGACACACGCUCCCGCGCACGCCUCCAAUGAAACCCUAGCCUGUGUGCAAUUGGGCUCCACACACUUCUCUCCUCCCGAUCCACGAAGUCAAGCAGACCUUAGUUUGAGAGUUGACCAGCUAGCUCAGAGAAUGGACGACCAAAGCGAUCUGAUGAGGCAAAUCCUCCACCAAAUCAGCUUGGCUCAAAACCUUGGCCUUGGACAAUUGGGCGAAGAGAGAAGGAUGGACGAACGCACCGGCAGGCAGCUCAACGGGUACCCAGCAGGUCAAGCAGGAGUGGGCAGACAAGGCGAGGGACAACAACUUGAUCGGCCUACUGACAUGUCACAAGCAUCCGCGAGCCCCACUCGGAGCAGAUUAAGUUUGAGGAACAACAUGCGCGAGAGGCUAGGCCCACGACUUGACGUCCACGCCCGCUUGGGCCCGCAGGGAAAUGUACUUCAAAGGCUAGGCCCCCAGGGAGGACAACCAGACAACCAUCGCAACGAGGAUCGUGAAGAAAGACGCUCAGCUAUCCACUCGCAGAGGAGCAUUCACGAGAGGCUAGGUCCCCAGGGUGAUCAACCGGAUAAUCCUCACAAUGAGGACCACGAGGAAGGACACUCCGUUGCUCACUCUCGAAGAGACGGUUCUCGUCCACCAACACGCCCCCUAGGCAGCGCAUACGAGAAGGUCGACCCUCGCAGACCCAGGAGGAGGUCAGUCAACAUCACCCGAAUCGCGAAGGUCGCCAACGUGAUCGACCAGCAAUGUGUAUGGAAGACGUUGAGAAGCUUAUGA